AGCAGUGAAAAGAGAGAGAGAGAGAGAGAGAGAGAGAGAGAGAGGGACAAAAAAGUUUUUUUUUUUAAAAAAAAGCAAUGGUUGGGUGAGAGUUGAGAGUGUCCAAAAAGACAGAAGGGCAAUAAAUUAGGACUGAAAUUUUGCUAUCUCUGUCUCUGUCUCUAUUGCUUUUUCUCUUUCUACAGAAGGGGACCACCCUAUCUACAUUCUAAGCUUUUUAUAAUACUUUUGUGAAGGUCUCUCCCUGUUCUUCUUCCACUUCUUGAGCUGCUUGAGAGCUUCAGAGGAGUUUAAGAGUGAAAAAGAGAGAGAGAAAAAAAAAAAAAGAGAGAGGAAAAAAUGGAAGAGUCUUUGGGUGUUGCAAAGUGAGGCAUCAAGUAGCUAGUCUUUCUCUUCCAUCUCAACAAACCCAUGUAUGUAAGCUUUUCAUGAUGUUAUGGACAUUCCCAGUGUUUACAAUUAUAUCUUCAAGUCCUCUCUCUAUCUCUUGAUGUACAUCUCAAUUUAUUAGUCUCAGUUCCUGGUCAGAUUACUUAAUUAUUACAAUGUUAUCAUUUGUUCUUCCUAGUUUUUCCUUUGAAUAUAAGUAUCAGAGCGGCAGGACGAAGUCCUCCUGAGUUCGAAUCCCGUCAGACUCCUAGUAUUAUUUAAUUUUCUCCAAUUUAAUUCAAGUCCUGACGUAGGAGAGUGUUGAAUAUAAAUAUUAAAAAUGUUGUUCUGUUUCAUAUGAUUUAACGGAGUUCAUAACUACUAAUGGAUCAGUAUUUAUGCUUCCAAUUAUUGCUCUGUCAUUUACAGGUUAACCAUAGUGGUGCAGGGGUAGUAGUGAUUCAAGUAAGAUGUCCUCAGCCAUAAACUAAAUCUGACAUUAUCAGUAUUUGUUUACUGUGAUUGCUUAGAGUGCAACUAUUUAAUUUGAGCACAAGUUAAUAUGGUUACAAAGGAGGUUUCCGAAAAUUACAUGCACGACGGCCCGAUUCGCGACGACGAUUUGGCCUCUGCUCUUCACUGGGACGGAAGGAAUCAAAUCAAUCUAAUUCAAAUCCAGCUGAAUAGUUUGCCGCCUCACUUAGACUCCCGAGGGCAACAAAAUUCUGAUUCGGAGGAGAAUAUAGUUCGUAGGCGACACUCGGCAACGAGGUGUUCGAUGAAUUGCCGAGCUGGGGAAGAGAAUGGUCACAAUGAUUGUGUUCAAGGCUGCGGUAAUAGUUUGUCGCUUACUCUCGGUUCUUGCCUCUUCUACGAUCCCAUGAAGCCUUUCAAGCGAACACAAGCGAAUUUUAUGGGCUCCAAUUCUUCAUUAGAUAGAGAGAAUUUGAGAGAAUUUGAUUCUGCAAGUGUUGACCAUUUGAAGCAUUAUUGUGUGUUCAAUGCGGAAAAAAGGACUAGUUCUCCGCGUAACACUGCCUCUUUGAGCUCUUUUUUACAGCGUUCUCCAUAUUUAAAACCCGCGCAAGAGUUACUCGAUGAAGUUGUAUGUGUAAGCGACGCAAUUGAGCUAAAUGUGGAGAACGAGGAGCUAAAUGUGGGGAAUGAGGCGCGGAACAAUGAGUUAGAUGGAAUGGAUGCUCAAGCCAAUGACAGGUAUCUUAAAUUGGGAGAAAGGAUUUAUACUCACAAAGAGAACAUGCCGCCGGGUAAUCAAUUGUCGUCUCAGGAUAAGAACAAUAUUCAAGCCAAGCUGAUUGCUUUGUUGAAUGAGCUUGAGACUCGGUAUGAGCAAUAUCUUCAUCAAAUAGACCAAGUGGUAUCAUCAUUCGAAGUUGUUUCAGGCAAUGGGGCUGCUGCUCCCUACACUGCCCUGACAAUUCAAGCGAUGUCUCGACACUUUGCGAAUUUAAGAGAUGCGAUAGUCUCUCAGUUGCAUGCUUUGGGAGAGUCUGAAGGUGAACAAUACACUGGAAACUAUAAGAACUUCUCUGAAGGCAGAUCCUUGUGUCGAACAACCGGAGAGAAAAGGGAGACUCUUCAAACCCUGGGAUCGAUCCAAAUCCGACAAGAUUGGAAACCAUUGAGAGGACUCCCAGAAGACUCAGUUGCACUUCUUCGAGCUUGGCUCUUCGAACAUUUCCUUCAUCCCGAGAAGUCCAUGCUAUCUUCGCAGACAGGCUUAACCAGAAGCCAAAUUUCAAACUGGUUUAUUAAUGCGCGCGUGCGGCUGUGGAAGCCAAUGAUAGAAGAGUUGUACAAAGAGGAAAUUUCCGAGUAUUAAAGGGAUUUAAACACAUCAUCUUGACGAAUUCUUUAAUAUGGUUAUCUUAUUGGCAAGUGGUUAUUAGAGUAGUAGAGUGAAUAUGGAAGAUUUAUCUUUAUCCCUCCGAGGUUCAUUCACUUUCGUUUUGGGAUUUUUUGGUCAUUCAACGUGCGCAAGGAGGUCAAAAUGUGAAGAUCAUAUUUCAUGUUUUUUGAUAUAACUGCAUUGUCGAGGGAAUGUUGAUUAGUUAAUAGAGUACUAGAGUGAAUAUGAUAGAUUUAUCUUUAUCCCUCUGAAGGAUUUUGGGUCAUUCAAUGGAAGCAAGGAGGUCGAAAAAUGAAGAUUAUAUUUCAUGUUUUGAUGUAACUUCAUUGUUGAGGGAGGGCCUGCUAAACUUUCUAUCUAAUAAGCUAUUCAAGGAAAUAUCAGUAGUGUUUUCAUUAAUAUCU
This is a messenger RNA of Ananas comosus (pineapple), 2643 nucleotides long. Its product is annotated as BEL1-like homeodomain protein 3. Gene Ontology annotation, molecular function: RNA polymerase II cis-regulatory region sequence-specific DNA binding; DNA-binding transcription factor activity, RNA polymerase II-specific. The coding region runs from base 932 to 2212 and encodes 426 amino acids. The transcript is spliced from 4 exons. Gene Ontology annotation, biological process: regulation of transcription by RNA polymerase II. The record is from RefSeq and is a predicted model, not a curated record. Lineage: Eukaryota; Viridiplantae; Streptophyta; Magnoliopsida; Poales; Bromeliaceae.